GAUGCCGCGGGGGCGGGAGGCGCUCCCGGGCCGCAGCGCGGAGGGCGGCGUUCAGCACGGCCGGCUCCCCGGGGAAGGACCGGCCGGGCGCGGCCCCCGCCCCCGCCCCCGCCCCCGCCCCACGGCGCUGCCCUCCUCCAAGCCGCUCACCUCCUUCCUCAUCCAGGACAUCCUGGGGGGCGGCCCGGGCCCGGCCCGGCCCCGCACCCCCGGCCCCGACCCCCCGGAGCCGCCGCGGCCCGACGCAGAUACCCACUUUGAGACUUAUCUAUUGAACUGUGAGAACACUCCAAGCGCCUUCCCAGGCCUCCCCCAAACCCAGAAACAGCCAAAACGGUCGCGGGCUGCCUUCUCCCACACUCAGGUCAUCGAGUUAGAGAGGAAGUUCAGUCAUCAGAAGUACCUGUCGGCCCCCGAGAGAGCCCACCUAGCCAAGAACCUCAAACUCACUGAAACGCAAGUGAAAAUAUGGUUCCAGAACAGACGGUACAAGACCAAGAGAAAGCAGCUCACCUCCGACCUCGGAGACCUCGAUCCGAACUCGACCUUGCCAGGCCUUAAAGAAGAAUCCUUGUCCAGGACCUCGCUGAUCUCCAUGUAUAACAGCUAUCCCUACUAUCCUUACUUCUACUGCUUGGGAGGCUGGAGUCCAGCUUUCUGGUAACCACAAUUAGGUGACGACCGAUGGAACCGCUACUCCGGCUCCGUGCUUCUAAAGUCAAAGAUGGGUGGAGGGGGCAGGGGGAUGUCGUACGUGCAGAUGAGAACCACCGCAAGUUGUAAGCGAAAGACGCUGGCGGAUUAGCUCAAUCUGUGACGCUGUAUAUUUAAUAUUUAAAUACUUGAUUCGUCCAACAGGGCAGGUUAGAAAUGGAAAACUGCACUUGGCGGUUUUUAGUGGGAUGUAAACUCGUGUUGCUCUGUUUCAUUUUUAAAAAGAAUAUUUAGUGUUUCCAGAACUGGGUUUUCCUAGUUGAGAGUUAGCUAGCAGCCCCCUCUGAUUUCUGUGUGUUCUGUUUCUCCAACCUAAUCUCCAGUGUAAAUUCUAACUCUCCCAUUUUAUGGGUGUUCUGCAGUUUGGAUUAAUAUCUAAAAAGCCUUCUAUUAGGCAUGUAAGAUUUCCCAGAAAGACUGGAAGUGUGACUUAUGUUCUCUCCCCACCCCGAGGGAGCUCAAAUGCCCUGCUUUUAGUCCCAGAAUUAAGCAGGAGCCGGACAUUGUUGAGGUAAUGGAAAUUGGGAGGUUUUUUUCUAUGUUUUUUAUAGACCUCUUUACUCAGAUCUAGAACUUAAAAAGUGGCCUAAUUAAAAUGAGCUUCAUUCAAAAUGAUCAUUUUUUUUCUGAUUUUGCAUGAUGCUAUAUCACCUCAUUCUUUAUUCUCAACACACAUCUCUGGUCUAGAUUUAAUCUUUGUCAGACUAUUACCAGCUCUGUAGAAUUUAGCCAGUGAGAGACGACCACCCGCUUGUCUUUUGCAGCCCAACUGCCUUAUUUCACGGAAGUAGAAUUAGCUGUCUCUUCAUCCCUCUAAAAAUAAGAUAGUUCAGCCCCUGAAAUAUUAGCGUUAUCUGUGGAACGAUGAGCACUUUUUAAUCCUUCUUUUUAAAAAUGAUCUGAAUCCUGCUAAUAGCAAAGCUUAAUCUGACCUGGGAGAGUGAUCUUAUUUUGUUUCUGAACCUUUAUACAUUAUACAUUUUAUUUAAAGAAAUAGAACCCCCCCCCCCCCAGUGGCUGCUACACAGAGACAGCCUAUAAAACAGUUCCUAAAUGAACCAGCAACAAGACUUUUGGAGGGAAAGGUGAACUGGAGUGGAAGACAAAAGAUAAGGAGAAAUUCACCAGCUCUGUGAUGUCUGCUAAAAGGUGACUCGGUAGGUUAGACAUCCAAACACAUUUUUUCUAGUUGGUAACUAAAGGUUUCAAACAAGGGGUCAUUUAGUUUGGAAGCUUUCCCACUCCCCAACUUCCCUCCUAGAAACAGGGUUCAUUUGCAAGCUCUGCAAGCAAGACUGUCACAAGAUGAUUGGGUGGUUGAGCCACUUGACGAUCUUGCUGAAGCCCUGGGGGAGGAACAAAAUGAGUUCAACUUUUCUCCAAAUGUCACAUUCAUUCCCAUAUUAUGCUUGGAGGGUUGGCUUUUAACUGUGUACCCGUGAAAAUGACUCCUUGAGAUCUUUUUAUACCCAUUCUUCGAUAGACUCCUACCCCUCUUCCAAAUUUAAUUUUUAGUUAAUUUGGGAAUUAUUAUAUUCUGAACAUUCUAUGAGGAUUAGUGUUGCAAACAGUUUUUUCAAACCCCCUUUCCCACCCACCUCCCUGCAAAACCCCUCCAACAACAAUAAUCAGCACCUAGUGUUCUUGACUCCCUCUAGAAUGCCCUUCAUCUAAAUCCAUGAAAACACCAUUUUGCAGAGAUUAAGAGUAUCAAAAAGGUCACAAGAACUGUCCCAUUGAAUAUUUCAUUUAGAAAGCCUGUUUCAAUCCAGCUCACCAAGGUUUUUAUUUCCUUCAAAACACGUAAAUUUUAUUGCCAUGCUGUAACAAAUUGCCUGGUUUUAAAUUUUAGUAGUAGACAACCUGUUCCUGGGUCAGGGUUUCAUAUACAGUAGAGCAGCAACUGUGCUGUGAUUUAGUGAAAGUCAGCUCUUGACACAACUAAGCCCAAUAUGACAUGUUAUUUUUGUAUAUGUAUUUUGAUAACUUUCAACUUUUUUUGAAUAAAGUGCGCUGUCUAUUAAAAGUGA
Messenger RNA from Ornithorhynchus anatinus (platypus), 2744 nucleotides. RefSeq names its product NK3 homeobox 1 (gene NKX3-1). NCBI's taxonomy places the organism in Eukaryota, Metazoa, Chordata, Mammalia, Monotremata, Ornithorhynchidae. Gene Ontology annotation, cellular component: nucleus. Gene Ontology annotation, biological process: regulation of transcription by RNA polymerase II; cell differentiation. The record is from RefSeq and is a predicted model, not a curated record. The transcript has 2 exons. Gene Ontology annotation, molecular function: DNA-binding transcription factor activity, RNA polymerase II-specific; RNA polymerase II cis-regulatory region sequence-specific DNA binding. The coding region runs from base 2 to 664 and encodes 220 amino acids.